AUGGCAUUUCCACAGCGCGGUCUCAGCAUUAUAUUAGCUUCGCCGCCAUCAGUGAGGUCGGCGAUUUUUCGGAAGGCCAUCACAACAACCGUCGAGAGMACAAGUUCCCGGAGUCCUCUCGCAGCACGGAUCCCGAAGAACCAUAUAACAAGCCACCGCCGGCACCAGACCACUACUACUUUUCCUCCUGCCCCAGCUGCCAUCACUGCUGCCACCGCGACGACUCCUCAACCCCCGCGACGGUCCCGAAUCCUUCGCUUCUUCGCAACCACCGGACUUGUCACAGUCUUCUUCGUUGCCGGUUUCGCUAUGGCAUCUGCACCCGCUGCCGAAGCUGUCAACGGCUAUCUGCACUUUCCUUCCGAUGCAGAAACACUUGAGCUGUUUGAGCCCUCUWCUCCAAGCGCCACGGAGAUCAACCACCACAUACUAAACCACCCACUGGCGAAGAAGCUGCGGUCACAGACCCACAUCACCGAGAGCAGACCGCACAUGAAAAUCCCAGAGUCCAUGCGACCCCAUAAUCUUACUAGCGGUCCACUCAUGGGCGAGAACAAGAUCGAGGUACCUCCGCUCAUGUUCGCAGACCAAGAUGCCGAGCUUCCCUCUUCCACACAGUUCUUCUACCUAGGGAAGGCGCUAUGUGGUCACCCUGGAAUAAUACAMGGCGGUCUUCUUGCUACUCUGUUGGAUGAGGGAUUGGCACGUGCUUGCUUCCCGGCAUUACCGAACAAAAUCGGCGUCACAGCAAGUCUCAAGAUUGACUACAAGCACCCAUGUCCUGGAAACAGCUAUGUGGYUUUGAAGGCAGAGACAACAAAAGUGGAAGGUCGCAAAGCAUGGGUGAAGGGCUGGAUAGAAGUUCUUGGGGAUGACGAAGAAGGAACCGGCGUGAAGGUGGUGGAAGCUGAGGCACUCUUCAUCGAGCCCAGGCAUGCUGCGCAAAUGGCCAAGCUAUACGGAGGGAAUGCUUAG
This is a messenger RNA of Ramularia collo-cygni, 975 nucleotides long. RefSeq names its product related to Found in Mitochondrial Proteome. NCBI's taxonomy places the organism in Eukaryota, Fungi, Ascomycota, Dothideomycetes, Mycosphaerellales, Mycosphaerellaceae. The record is from RefSeq and is a predicted model, not a curated record. Bases 1 to 975 code for a protein of 324 amino acids. The transcript has a single exon.